Messenger RNA from Drosophila kikkawai, 3152 nucleotides. RefSeq names its product glutathione hydrolase 1 proenzyme. Gene Ontology annotation, biological process: glutathione catabolic process. Gene Ontology annotation, molecular function: glutathione gamma-glutamate hydrolase. NCBI's taxonomy places the organism in Eukaryota, Metazoa, Arthropoda, Insecta, Diptera, Drosophilidae. The record is from RefSeq and is a predicted model, not a curated record. Gene Ontology annotation, cellular component: plasma membrane.
CGCGAAUGCCACCGCCGCCGCCGCGUCAGCAACAUGCUAUGAGCCACAAGCAGCCGCCACCUCCGACAAGCAACCGAGAUAGAUCUAAACCGAAAUCCAAGCCCAAAUCGAAAUCAAGAGCCAUAACCAAGUCCAAGACAAGCCCCAUUAAAAUCACUUGCAUUGCACUAAAUUCCCUUUUCCGCUCCGUGUUUCUAUUUUUCCUCAUUGUUUAUUUUUUUUUGAAAUUUUUUGCGGUGCGUGCAGCGGCAUAAACGUUUCCAAUUUGAACGCAACGCACACUUCUGCUCCGUGGAUAUAACAUACUAGUGGCAGGAAGAAGGUGGUGCUGUGAGCUCCAUAAAUCCCCUCUGGGUACAAUAAAAUCGGCAAAAGUAGCAGAAUGCAUUCCACGGCAUGCGGCGUCGGUGCCUCGGCCACGAACCUCUCAACACUGCAAUCCACAUUGUCAACAUCUGGCGCGGGAGCAACAGGUGCAGGAACUGGAUCUGGUGGAGCAGCCGCAGCUGAUGCCUACAAAAUGGUGCACCAAAGCAACGAGGAUGCCAUGAACAAGAUUCCACUCAAGUCGGCCGGCGGCCUGGACUCGGAUGAGGAGAAGAAUGCGGGCGAGCUUAUGCAGGACACCGCCGCCGCCGAGGAGGCGCGACGCGAGCAGAUGCGUGCCAACGUCCUGGCCUGGAUGAAGAAACUAACCAUCGUGCUAAUCUGCUUCAUUGGAAUCGCCCUGAUCAGCUACGUGAUCAUCAGCCUAUGUUUCAGUGACUGGCCAAAAUCGACACCAAAUAGAAACAGCACAACAACAACAACAACAACAACGACGACAACUUCAACAACAGAGGCAACCUCAGUAGCAGCAGUAAUUGCAACAACAUCAGCAACAGUCGCCGCAGCAGCAGCAACUAUUGAAACUUCAACAACAAUUGCACCAACAACAAUUAGCACCAGCACAACAACAACAAUAGCAACAACAACAACUACACCACCACCACCACCACCACCACCAAUAGCAACAACAACAACAACAACAAGCAGAACAAAUAGCAAUCCCAGUUCCACACUUAAAACAUUUACUUCAACAGAUGAGCAGCAACAGGAGCAGGAUCAUGAUCAGGAACGAGGAGGAAAUAUUGGUAACCUGAAUCUACCCACCAUGGCCAGUACUCCGGCGGACGAUGCCCUGCCCAGUGUGGCCGCCUCGACAGCAGCAAUCACGGAUCAGAUACGCAUCGAUACGAGCGAUGAGUUUGAGUCGAUACUGGGUGUCUAUCAGCAUGGAGCGGUCAGCUCCGAUAAUCUCGAGUGCAGCAAGAUUGGCCGUGACAUCCUUCAAAAGAACGGCAGCGCUGUGGAUGCGGCCAUUGCUGCGCUGCUUUGCAACGGUCUGCUGACCAUCCAGAGCAUGGGCAUCGGUGGCGGUCACCUGAUGAACGUUUACAUUCGCAGCGAGCGCCAUGCCACGGCCAUCGAUGCCAGAGAAGUGGCUCCGUAUGCCGCCGAGAUGGAAAUGUUUGACCAGCAGCCAGAGAAGUCCUACAAGGGUCCACUGAGCAUCGCUGUGCCCGGGGAGGCGAUGGGCUACCACGUGGCCCACCAGAGAUUUGGCCAAUUGCCCUGGUCAACUUUGGUGGCACCGUCUCUGGAGCUAUGCGAGAAGGGAUACCAUGUGUCGCAGCACAUGGAGCGAGCCCUGCAUGCCGCAUGGCCGCACAUCAAGGAGCACGAGCAGUACCAGAUCUAUCUGAACCAGGAGACGGGCAAGCCGCAUAGCGCUGGCACGAUGGUCAAGCCACCGAAAAAUCUCUGCGAGACAUACAAGCUUCUGGCGGAGAAUGGACCCAUGGAUCUGUACAAUGGCACUCUGGCAAAGCUGCUGGCCGACGAUUUGCGCGAUGUGGGUAGCAUUGUGACGGCCGAUGAUCUUUCGUACUACGAGGCCGAUGAGAUCAAUUCCAUUACAAUGGAGCUGGGAGAGGAUACGUUGUAUGUCCUGCCCCCGGUUAGUUCCGGCUCCCUGGUGGCCCAUACUCUAAGCAUCCUGCAGGGCUAUAACUUCACCACAGCGGAUCUGGCCACGGAGGAGCUGCGUGCACGUACCAUCCACCGCUUUGCGGAGGCCCUGAAGUUUGCCUUUGCCCAGCGAUCUGAGCUGGGCGACAUGCAUUUCAUCGAUGCCCGGGAGCUGGUCAGUCGUCUGAAUAGUCCGGAGUUUGGAGACCAGAACAGGGCCAAGAUCAAUGACUCUCACGUGCUGCCGGAUCCGCAGGCUUAUGGCGCUCAGUAUGGCACCAAUGACGAUCCCGAUGGCACUUCCCAUUUGGUGGUGCUGGCGCCCAACGGUGACGCUGUCUCUGUGACCAGCUCCAUUAAUUCCUACUUCGGUUCCGGCCUGAUUGGCUCCCGCACGGGAAUCGUGCUGAACAAUGGCAUGAACGACUUCGCCGUGGAGAACAACUUCUUUGGAUUGCCCAAAUCGGCGGCGAAUACCAUUGAGCCGCACAAGAGACCCAUGUCCUCGCAAUCGCCCAUCCUGCUGGCGGAUAAGCAGGGAGACAUGCGCCUGGUUAUUGGAGCAGCCGGCGGCAGUAAGAUCAUUCCGGCCGUGGUUGAAGUGGCCGCCAAAGUGCUUUGGUUCGGCGAGGAUCUCCGAGCGGCUGUGAGUGCGCCCCGCUUCUAUCAUCAACUACUGCCCGAUGUCCUGGAGUACGAGGAAGAGGGAUUUUCGGACUCGCUGCUGCAGCUCCUUACCCAAAGGGGUCACCGGUUAAAGCCCAUUAGCAAGACUAAGGGUUCGGUGGUUUCAGCCAUUUCCAGAAAUGCCACCGCCAUCUAUGCGAAUGCCGACUACCGUAAGCGCGGCGGAGUGGCGGGCUUCUAGGAUGUCCCAAAGGAUUCAAAGGAAGUCUGUGCGUUCAUCCACACACACACACACAGUCACACGCAUCACACACAAACACACACACAGACGCACACACACCACGCACACACGACCCUCAUUGAGAUUAGAGAGUGGUGGAGUCGAUCAAUUCGCAUCACGCAAAAGUAUUUAAGCUAGCUAUGUCUUUUUUACAUACUAUGUAUAUCGUACGUUAUAUAAAUUUAUAUGCUACUACCUAACUACUACCGUAUACAAAAUAAAAACAAACAACAAA